Molecule: messenger RNA, 621 nt
Organism: Aspergillus pseudonomiae
Lineage: Eukaryota; Fungi; Ascomycota; Eurotiomycetes; Eurotiales; Aspergillaceae
Exons: 2
Coding region: 1-621 (206 amino acids)
Source: RefSeq, a predicted model, not a curated record
AUGUACAUCCGUCGAAUCGUGUCUUUUUACUACACCUUCCUUUGCUGCCUGCGAGGAUACGAAGAAUCCGAUGAGGAAUGCGAUGAUCUAACUUCCUUCGAGGGUGAGAUACCCAUUGGGGCAAGGAUAGAAGCUAUGACCGCUGUCACAUAUAUCAACAAGGACAACUCCAUUGCUAUAACCCACACUGUUGUGGAGACUACUCACAUUGACCCACAAGCGGAUUGUGGCUCUGGCCAAGAUACGGAGACCAGGAGUUCCAUCCCUGACGAUGUGUCUGACGCAAGUACUCUGGUCGAAAAUCCCGGAACAGCUUCCUUCCAAUCAGAUGAGAGAAUCAUCAUAGAGGAUACCGACAUCGUCUUCCCUUGUCCAACAUUUGUCGAUAAAUGCACCGGUUUGUGGAUGGUAGAAUUUCACUUUGCCACUUUCAUAUGUCUGUAUCCCAUUUCUAUACCUCUUGACGAUUGUGAGCUCAAUACGCGCGAAUUUAGUGAACCAGACUCAGAUGAAACUGAGAUUGAGGCGCUGUUCUGCUACAAUGACCUCAAGUUCUGCGCGUCCGUUCCGUUUGGUUAUGUAAAAGCCCGCACUGAAUUGGAUGCUGCUGUGGCCGACUGA